UUGUUGUUUCUUUCAUGCAGUUACUGCUUGUUUGCUUGGUGAUGAGACUGGAGAAUCUUCUAUGAGAUACUUCACCCUCCUUCAUUUCUUCUCUACUCUACUCUUCCUCUUUCCCUCUCUCCCCAUCCCCAUUUCAUCCUCAUCUUCAUCAACAACUCAACUUUAUGACGUCCUCCAGGUCCUGAAUUCGACAACCUCUCACUAUCUAAGCUCUCUUUCUCUCUUACGGCCAAGAUGCCACCCCCAGUGAAAAGCGCCUACGUCGGUGGCUGGAACGAGAACACCAAGAGAAAACUCGAGCAGGUCACCAUCCCAGACAAGGUCAAAUGCGUCAACUGCAAGAAGGUCCGCAUGCAGAGCAUGUUCUCCAAGCGCCAGCUCGAGUAUUUGCGUCACGGCAUUAUCACCCAGGGUGCUCGUGCGGUCAAUGGUACUGGUAUCGCCAAAUGUCGCACCUGCGUUGGGGGCCAGACGGUUGAGCUCAAGUGCUGCAUUUGUGAUAAGAUCAAGGGUCUGGAAGACUUUGCGAAGGCUCAGCGUCAGCUCCAUGAUACCGCGAGAUGCUUGAACUGCGUUCAGUUCAUCACUGACACGGAGCUCGUGGACGAACAGAAGCUUAUCCCGGAAAGCGAGUUGACCACGCAGGACACUGCCUUGACUAGGUCCCAGUUCGACGACGAAUCCCUCGCCGCGACCACCAACCGCCUGAACCUCAACAGCCCCUACGCCCGCAGCGGCUUCUCGGUCCUCGAAGAAGAAGACGAUGACCUCUCCAUCGGUGGCGGCGUCUGGGUGGAAUCGGAGUCCGGAAACGACGAGAACAGUCUCAGCAAGGGCAAGAGCCGCAUGUACACCAGUUUCGACGCUAGUAGUACUGCUCAUCGCCGUGUCACCGAUUCCCAGUCCGGUGGAUAUGACUCCUUCCGCGGCAAUGGCAACGGUCAAGUCUAUGCACUGAAGUAUCAGAGUGCCGCGGCCCAGGUUCCCAACGUCAGGACCGGCAAUACCCUGCCUCGUCUCCCGCUUCCGAAGAAGAAGGCUUCCAACUUUGCCAAAGUGCCGGGCCGCCGCGUGCCAGCCAACGAAGCCCCCUCCAUGCGUGUCCCCGAGUCCACAGCUGAAGCUCACCAUUCGGAUGAUGAUGAUAGUGACAACGGUAUCGAGGAGUUCCUGUAGAGUACUCUGCUCUACAACCAAUGCCCGUUCGCAAGACUGCCAUCGCUAGGGAAGAUUUGCUGUG
Messenger RNA from Aspergillus glaucus CBS 516.65, 1240 nucleotides. RefSeq lists its product as uncharacterized. The record is from RefSeq and is a predicted model, not a curated record. Bases 235 to 1176 code for a protein of 313 amino acids. NCBI's taxonomy places the organism in Eukaryota, Fungi, Ascomycota, Eurotiomycetes, Eurotiales, Aspergillaceae. The transcript is spliced from 6 exons.